This is a messenger RNA of Neurospora tetraspora, 700 nucleotides long. RefSeq lists its product as uncharacterized. The transcript is spliced from 2 exons. NCBI's taxonomy places the organism in Eukaryota, Fungi, Ascomycota, Sordariomycetes, Sordariales, Sordariaceae. The record is from RefSeq and is a predicted model, not a curated record. Bases 1 to 405 code for a protein of 134 amino acids.
AUGGUUCGGUCGAGGAGUGUCCAUGGCCCGUUCAAAGCCAACCCUGCGAAUCCGGUGUUGACUAACGCCAAUACUACCAGACGGAGACAACAGGAUACCCUGUUCCGGUAUGCCACCGACCUCGAUUUCGUUCCGGAAAAGGAGGAGGACGAAGCGGGCGUGAGCGUGUUUUUGACGCAGAACCAUCAUCUCGACCUUGGUAUUGUGCUUUUACCUGCUGGGUCAGCUACCGGGUCAUUUCCUGGACAUAACUCUUCAUCAGUCACCGAGGGCGGCGAGGGAGGAGGGCUGGUGCCGCAUGUUAGGUUCCGCGGGAUAAUAUGUCCCUGUUCCGGACCCGGUGGUUGUCCCUCUACCAGAGAAAUGGGUGGGGGGUACUCGGACGCUGGAGAUCAAGGCGAUUAACUUGCAGCAUUAUGCGUUUUCGGUUGGACCGGCGGACGGAGAUGGGAGAUGCAGACGGUUGUGACGGCUUCGAAUGCGCCGGUGAGUUGGGGGUUCACGGGAACGAUACUGGGGGUUUAUUGUACGAGUAAUCGGCCGAGGGAGAAUGGGGUGGGGGCGCCGGUUUAUGUGAAGAAGUGGGUGUAGGGGUUUGGAUAGAAAGGAGGAUCUGUGGAAUGUUGUUCAUGACCUUUGUUGUCUUGAAGUUGGAUGAUAUAAACAAUGAAACACAGACGAUGUUCGGAAAGAUGUUUCG